GGAAAGGAUCUGUAAAUGUGUUGCACGCACGCACUGAGGUAGCAAGUGGUAGAAUGCAGGAGACUGUUGCCAUCUUAUCUUAGCUCUUAUGAUGCGAAAAUCGAUAUCUGUUACAGUGAAGUUUUCGGCUAUCUGACUGACCUUUGCGCGUCAGCGAAAUUGAGUGGUGUUGCCGCGCUGUGAUGAUCCUUUUUUUUUGUGUGUGUGCUAUAUGCGUGUGAGGACCGUUGACUCGGAUGCUGGGGUAACAGUGUGGUGUGGCAAGUAGGUACACCCUGUUCGCCCGUUGACCCCCAUAAACACAUGAAAAUCGUAGUGCCUCAAGACUUCAAGAAUAGUCAAGUCUGAACAAAAUUGUACACCUGAACAGUAACCCUUUAGGAUUUUGCCAUUUGAUGUCUUCUAUCAUAUCUUUGCCAAAACCAGACCAUCUGACAUAAUCGCCCUUGUGACUCAGCGAUCACAUUUAUCUAGCUCUAUAUCAGAUGAUCUGGUUACAUUUUUAUCCAUCAUCUCUAUGUCUAUGUGAACUUGUGAAGUAGAUAUAUAGAUUUUUUUUUCUUUUGAUAAAAGAUGAUAUCUUUUUACGGGUUUAUUUGGUAGAACUAUAACUUCUAGAUUCUGGUGGAAAAUAGGGCUAACUCCAGCUUUAAAUUUUUAAGAAUCAUAUAUUCCUCUUACUCUUAGGCCAGCGUUCAAUGUCCACUCUAGCUGUGCAAUUUGCAGUGUAUCACCUUUCUCCCCAACAAGGCCACCAGCCACCGUUCCCGGCAGCCGCCGCCCGGCCCCUCGUUGCCGACAUGGUCCUGCACCCACUUCGCUCGCGCGCGCGCGCGCGCCGCCGGCGCCUAUAAAUCGCAACCCCACCCCGGCCUCACCCACCACCUCGCACUUGCAUUGCAGAAUUCGCACAUGCAUCUACGUGCAUAGGUCACAGCCUCCUGCUGCUGCUGCACACUGCUUGCUGUGUGUUGCUGAGCCGUGCACUCUGUGUUGCCAGCUGAUCAGCUGAGACCAUGGGGGAGAACGUGGUUGGCACGUACUACUACCCGCCUUCGGCGGCCGCCAUGGACGGCGUGGAGCUCGGCCACGCCGCCGCCGGCUCCAAGCUCUUCGACGACGACGGCCGCCCCAGGCGCAACGGGACGAUGUGGACGGCGAGCGCGCACAUCAUCACGGCGGUGAUCGGCUCCGGCGUGCUGUCGCUGGGGUGGGCCAUCGCGCAGCUCGGCUGGGUGGCCGGGCCGGCGGUCAUGGUGCUCUUCUCCCUCGUCACCUACUACACCUCAUCCCUCCUCUCCGAUUGCUACCGCUCCGGCGACCCCGUCACCGGCAAGCGGAACUACACCUACAUGGACGCCGUGAACGCCAACCUGAGCGGGUUCAAGGUGAAGAUCUGCGGGUUCUUGCAGUACGCCAACAUCGUCGGCGUCGCCAUCGGCUACACCAUCGCGGCGUCCAUCAGCAUGCUGGCGAUCGGGAGGGCCAACUGCUUCCACAGGAAGGGGCACGGCGACCCGUGCAACGUCUCCAGCGUGCCCUACAUGAUCGUCUUCGGCGUCGCCGAGGUCUUCUUCUCGCAGAUCCCCGACUUCGAUCAGAUCUCCUGGCUCUCCAUGCUCGCCGCCGUCAUGUCCUUCACCUACUCCGUCAUCGGCCUCAGCCUCGGCAUCGUCCAAGUCGUCGCGAACGGAGGGUUGAAGGGAAGCCUGACCGGGAUCAGCAUCGGCGUGGUGACGCCGAUGGACAAGGUGUGGAGGAGCCUGCAGGCGUUCGGCGACAUCGCGUUCGCCUACUCCUACUCGCUGAUCCUCAUCGAGAUCCAGGACACCAUCCGGGCGCCGCCGCCGUCGGAGUCGGCGGUGAUGAAGCGCGCCACGGUGGUGAGCGUGGCGGUGACCACGGUGUUCUACAUGCUCUGCGGCAGCAUGGGGUACGCGGCGUUCGGCGACGACGCGCCGGGGAACCUCCUCACCGGGUUCGGCUUCUACGAGCCCUUCUGGCUCCUCGACAUCGCCAACGCCGCCAUCGUCGUCCACCUCGUCGGCGCCUACCAGGUGUUCUGCCAGCCGCUCUUCGCCUUCGUCGAGAAGUGGGCGGCGCAGCGGUGGCCGGAGUCGCCGUACAUCACCGGGGAGGUGGAGCUCCGCCUCUCGCCGUCGUCGAGGCGGUGCAGGGUGAACCUGUUCCGGUCGACGUGGCGCACGGCGUUCGUCGUCGCCACCACGGUGGUGUCCAUGCUGCUGCCCUUCUUCAACGACGUGGUCGGCUUCCUCGGCGCGCUCGGAUUCUGGCCGCUCACCGUCUACUUCCCCGUGGAGAUGUACGUGGUGCAGAAGAAGGUGCCACGGUGGAGCACACGGUGGGUGUGCCUGCAGAUGCUCAGCGUCGGCUGCCUCGUCAUCUCCAUCGCCGCCGCCGCGGGCUCCAUCGCCGGCGUCAUGUCGGAUCUCAAGGUUUACCGCCCGUUCAAGGGUUACUGAUAACUGAUCGGAUCACGUACGCACCCAGAACGACACGUCAAAAAAAUCAAAAUUGCCCUUCUCGUAGAAGGAAAACCAAAUUCACUUCACACGAUUAAACCCAAAACGAAAAAAAAGGAGCAGUGAUCAGACGCUAAGGGAAAAAAAAGUGUAAGUGCGUGUCACUGUUGAUGUACUGUAAAAGAUAAUUUAUGAAGGAAAAAGAUAAGGAAAUGGAAGUGCCUCUCUGUACUAUGAA
Molecule: messenger RNA, 2721 nt
Organism: Oryza sativa Japonica Group (Japanese rice)
Lineage: Eukaryota; Viridiplantae; Streptophyta; Magnoliopsida; Poales; Poaceae
Source: RefSeq, a predicted model, not a curated record